Messenger RNA from Pocillopora verrucosa, 2878 nucleotides. Its product is annotated as EVI5-like protein. NCBI's taxonomy places the organism in Eukaryota, Metazoa, Cnidaria, Anthozoa, Scleractinia, Pocilloporidae. The record is from RefSeq and is a predicted model, not a curated record.
UGCUGUGCCAUCGUAUUUUGGCUAUCAUUCUAGACCGUCCUUGCUCCGAAGAGCUGUCCUGACCUUCCCUUGCGGAACAGAUAUUUUAUUGAAAUUUACAUUUAAGGACUCCUCGCCCAAUAUAAAGAGAUCUUUUUAACUCAGAAUGUGACGGCUUAGAGGGGAAAAAAGAACAUGGCGUUUUGUUGCAGCGUGCUUCGGAGAUCACUACCGACUGACCUCUCUCACCGUAAGUAGCUCGCGAUUGGGUUGAUGGCAGCUUCGUCUAUUUCUGAAGGGACUUGCAGAACAAACUGCUGUAAUUGUCACCAUGGAUAACAAUUCUAACGGAGAUUUAGACGAUGAAAGUGUUCCGGAUACCUUGAAACCUCCGCCACGCUCAAAGUCUCGAACAAAGUCAGUGGACGAGCUUGUGGCACAUUUAGAGGAACAGAACAGGUUGUUAAGCAGUGAUUCUAAGGCACUGACCACCAUUCCAGAUGGAGCGUCUCCAAGCCUUGCCAAAAAGAGAUGGUCAGCUUGCAGUGCAGGAAGUAACUCUCUAGAUGCUACAAGUGACAGUCCAGAGACACCAGACAACUAUGAUGAGGUGUGUGGUGAAGCAGACACUUAUCAUGAGUGGGGACAACUCAUUGGUCAUUGGUCUGAUUCUCAGAGGAAGAAACCAAAGUUUAUCAGAGAUAUGGUUAGGAUGGGCGUUCCAAAUGCACUGCGUGGAAUGGUAUGGCAGUUGCUCUGUGAAGCUAGUGAUUCUCCUCUUAAAGAACAGUACCCUCAGCUCAUAAAGAGCAACUCAGCAUGUGAACGGAUGAUCAAACGAGAUAUUGCUAGAACCUUUCCUGAUCAUUCGUUCUUUAAAGAUAAGGAUGGCAUUGGUCAAGGAACUCUUUAUAAUGUUAUUAAGGCAUACUCUGUUUGGGAUAAAGAAGUGGGAUAUUGUCAAGGUAGUGCAUUCAUAGUUGGCAUAUUGCUUAUGCAGAUGCCUGAGGAAGAUGCAUUUUGUGUAUUUGUAAAGCUCAUGCAGGAAUAUAGAAUGAGAGAAAUUUUCAAACCUACAAUGGCUGAACUAGGACUUUGCAUAUUUCAGCUGGAAAGCAUGUUGCAGGAACAUCUUCCUCUUCUGUUUUCACAUUUUCAAGCCCAGGGAUUCCAUACAGCCAUGUAUGCUUCAUCAUGGUUCUUGACGCUUUUUGCCUCUGUAUUUCCUCUGAAUGCAUCAUUCAGAAUCAUGGAUGUCUUCAUUUGUGAGGGAAGGGAAGGUCUGUUUCGUGUUAUCAUGGCAAUGCUCACCCUUGGUCAAGAUGAGAUACUUGAACUUGAUAUGGAAGGAAUGCUGAAGUAUUUUCAAAAAACUAUGCCAGACAAGUACGAAAAGGACAUGAAUGUUCUGAUGAAAGCAGCUGCCGAAGCCAAAGUGAGCACCAAGAAAUUAAAAAGGCUGGAGAAGGAAUACACGCGGGUAAAACACAAAGAAGCAGAAGACAACGAAGAACUACGACGAUUGAAGACUGAAAAUAGACUGCUGCUUCAGAGAAUCGACGAACUGGAGAAGGAGAGUGCCAGUUUAGCAGACAGAUUGAUACAGGGUCAAAUAACUCGAGCGCAGGAGCAAGAAGAAAUUUACGCUCUAAAACGAGAUCUUGUUGUUUUGAGAAGACACGAUAAUGCAACUGCUGCUGCACUUUUAGAAGCCAACAGACGAAUAGAAGAACUAUCCAUGUUUAAGAAUCACAUAAUCAAUGAGAUGAGCGGGCGACAAGAUGCCUCUCCUCCCUCCCCACGGGACGUCAAGAUCAUUGCAUUGGAGGCGGAACUGGAAGAGUACAAAAAGAGAGAAUCCAAAACAAACCAAGUGCUAAAUGAACUGACGAGGAGGUCACGAGAUUUAGAAAAUGAGCUUUACCUUGCCAAAGAAAGUACAGAGGGAGCGACCGUUUCUCAAGUGGAGGAAGAAGUCCAGAAAGAUGAAACAAUUAUUUGAUUUUAAAACAGUUGGUGAAUCAACGACUUUGGAUGAACAUGCUGAUGUAAUCAAAAGACGAGCAAUGCAUUACAGGGUCGAAUCGUUUAGCUGGUGUGUUACUGAAGCACACAAAAACAGUUGACCUCGUGUACAGCUGGAACAUCCGUUAAAUCAUGACAAUUAAGUCAUUCAGCUCUCAUACAACUCAGUUACCUGGCUUUAUCAGGCCAAAAUUGGAUAAUUUAUUUUUAUUGACAUGCAAAAUGCUGUAAUUUCCUUUCCUUUUUUUAAAUUUUCGUAAGGAUAAACUCGUAAUGGUCAUCGUUGAGACGGAAGAAGUGAGUUUACAAGUGUAUAAAAUGAAACUGUCUCUUGACUAUGGUUAAAAUGUAAUGAACAUAUUUGAUGAUAUAAGGAAUAAUUAUAAAUACUGAGAAGCAUUUCUUAAUGGAACUAGAGAAAGAAGGAUUUGGGAAUAACUUUGUUCAAUUUUUCUUAGUUCUCUCUAGUUUUGGAAUUUUUCUUCAGUGGCAAAAUAGUUUACAAACCACAUGGAAGAAAAAUUAAUCGCCUCGAAUCCUCUUGUUUCUUAAGAGAAUUGUAUAUAGUAAAAAUGAAGGUAUCGAACUGAAAUCCCUUGUUGAGAUUGUAAAAAAGCGAAAGCUGUAAAAGUUAUUGUGGAAAGUUGUGCUUUGUAUGAGAAAUUAAGGAAUUUCAAUUUUUCUGGUAAUUGUAUCUUCGAUUUAAGAGUUCAAAUAUUAUCAGAGUACCUUAAAAUAUUGAUGAAGAGGAUAGUCUACUGUAUGGUUCAGUUUUGCAUUUGUUAUCUUUUUAAAAAGUAUGUGCAAGUCAUUGGAAAAAGAGACUAGACCAGGUUUCUGUGGUCAAUAAAUACGGAAAUUAUUUCACGGAAAA